Molecule: messenger RNA, 5105 nt
Organism: Puccinia graminis f. sp. tritici CRL 75-36-700-3
Lineage: Eukaryota; Fungi; Basidiomycota; Pucciniomycetes; Pucciniales; Pucciniaceae
Exons: 33
Coding region: 210-4931 (1573 amino acids)
Biological process (GO): transmembrane transport
Cellular component (GO): fungal-type vacuole; membrane
Molecular function (GO): ATP hydrolysis activity; ABC-type peptide transporter activity; ATP binding
Source: RefSeq, a predicted model, not a curated record
GACAGACAGUCAUCAAACCAGCCGAAUACAUCCACUUCAACAAACAAGCCCAAAACCACAAAAACGAAAGCAAAAAAAAAAAUUAAGAUCAAGAUAAAGCUCAAGCUCAACAAAAAAGAAAGCAAAGAAAACGAAAUACGAAGAUUGGAAUUUAAAAUUCGAGAAGGAAACCGAUGACACAAACCAAGUUGAAUGAGAAUUAUUGAAACAUGAUCUGGCAAGACGGAUCAGCUCCCCCACAGGAGGACUACAUCUAUCAUCUAUUCCGUAACCAGGCAAGAAGAUUGGAGGGAAAAGCAGGAGGAGAAGGAUUCGAGAGCGAAAGCCAGUCGAUGCUAGCAGCGAUGUUGACGGUCUGGCUGCCAUUAGUCCUGCUGCUGAUCAGCCUACUCUCGCUGGUACGGAUCCCACGAUGGCUGAUCGGCGGACACUUCUUCGGCUCCUUCAUCACCAUCGACGACUUGCCCGACCCCCACCGGCUCGUGAAAAUCGCCCCUCCUCCAUGGAAACAGUCCGUCCUCCUCGCCGGCUCCGCGCUCCUCUUGCCCCCUGCUUUGGCCAGCUUCAGCUUCCAUAUCGUCCAGCUUCCUUCCCUCUUUCAUCCGCUUUCUGCUGCGGCUAUUAUCCCCAUGAUAGUCUGGUCAUACUCCUUAAUCUAUCUCUCCUUACGCACUAUCACUCGCCCAGUCUACUCACUCAUACUGCUCUGGACAUCUCUAGUAGUCUCAGAGGCGGCGAAGAUCUCAUUCUCGAUAGAAGCCGAUCAAGGGCCGUCAAAAUGGAUAAUCCUCUGGAGGGUUCUCAACAUCUUGUUGAUCGUGGGGCUGGUUUACGUAGCCGGUUCGUACCCGAUCCUGGACGUUCUGCCAUGUGAGAACGUAGCCAAACCUGGAGCAUCUCCAUCCUCAGAAGAUACGUGUCCCGAAGACUCAACCUCCUUGUGGCAAUGGCUGUCCUUCUCUUUCCUCGAUCCUCUCUUACAACUCUCUCAACAGAGAACUCUUAAGGAAGAAGACGUCUGGAAACUCUCUCCUUUCUUUCAACACCGAAUCUUGUUUGCUCGAUACCAGAGACUCAUCAAGGAAGAAUAUGCAUCAAAAGAUCGAAAGCUCAGCUUGAUAAGAAUUUUAAUCCGCUCGAAUUCGAUGGACUUGAUCAUCGGCCUGUCUGUAGAAUUAUGGUCGACGGUGGUCGGCUUUGUGUCCACUUAUGCAAUCAAACGGAUCUUAGAUGGGCUCUCAUUUGGAGAUAGGGCGCUGUCAUUCAAGUUUGCGAUCUUACACUUCUUAUGUAACAUGAGUUUUGCCCAGCUGGAUCUCUGUGGAAAAUGGCACUCUAGGAGAUGUUACGAAAGGACCCGCGGCCAAUUGUUCAACAUCCUUCAUGAUAAAGCUCUUAGAAGAAAAGACAUGAGUGGAGUUGUCUUGUCUAAACCAAACCCAUCCGACUCGGAUGAAGCUGACAAAAAUGACCAAAGUCAUGCAAACAUUGGCAAGAUUUCCAAUCUGAUGGCUGGAGAUUCGUAUCAAGUAGCAGAACAGUUCUGGCAUUCUGCGGCGGUCGUAACGAGCCCAUUAAGACUUGUGAUCUCGCUCGCGUUCCUUUACAAGCUCCUCGGUUGGAGCGCUUUCUUUGGCGCGGGAAUGGUCGGGAUAGCCUACUUGUUGAAUUGGCCGUUGAUCAAAUUUGAUGUUAAGUUUUCGAGAGAAUAUUCUCACGCGCGUGAUAAACGGAUGACAAUUGCUACUGAAACUAUUCAAUCUAUUCGUUUUCUGAAAUUCAUGGGAUGGGAAAAUAAAUGGGAAAACAAGGUUCAAAGCUCGAGAGAAUUAGAGUUAUCAUUAAGGAUCAAACAAAUGAUCCUUUCGGCAAUCAUUUCUUUCAUUUGGAUUUUUGUUCCAACCGCGGUCCUGUUGAUCUCAUUCUGGGCCUUCACCUCAGUCUUCCAUCAACCUCUUACCGUCAGCAUUGCCUUCACCUCGAUCUCUCUCUUCACUCAACUUCAAUGGGCGCUCCAGGAGCUUCCUAAUCAAAUCACUUCUUGGUUGAGAGCCUUGGUUUCUGUAAAACGGAUCGAGAAGUUCUUAGCCGAGGAAGACGUACCUGCCUGGGUGACCAGUCUGAGUCGAGGGCAAGAGGACGAGGAUGGCCAACAAACCGAGUUGGAACCUGGCUCGAUUCGCUUCAAUCAAGCAUCCUUCACUUGGCCUCAAUCCGAAGAAUCAAAGAAAACUGAGACGUUCAUCUUGGGUCCUGUAAUGCUGGACUUACCGGUAGGUAAAUUAACCAUUGUCACAGGCCCUACUGGGUCUGGUAAAACUAGCUUCCUGUCUGCUAUCUUGGGAGAAAUGGACUGUAUCGAGGGCUCUGUACUUGUCAAUAAAUCGGACGGUAAGCUGGCUUAUGCAUCGCAGACAGCCUGGUUGGAAUCUGCUACAAUUCGGGAGAACAUUGUCUUCCAGAGCGAAUUUGAUCAAAGUCGAUAUGACGCUGUGGUUGCUGCUUGUGCUUUAACUCAGGACCUUGCCAUCAUGCCCCAUGGUGAUAAGACUGAAAUUGGCGAGAGGGGCAUUAGUCUAUCUGGUGGUCAAAAAGCAAGGAUUUCUUUUGCUAGGGCUAUCUAUUCAAGGGCAAGGAUACUACUAAUGGACGACCCCCUCUCAGCAGUGGACAUGUUCACGGCAAAGAAUCUAGUUGAAACUCUUCAAGGAGAUCUUCUCCAAGGUCGAACAGUGGUGCUUGUGACCCACCAUCUUGGUCUUUGUCAACCAGCAGCCUCACUACUGGUUCAUGUUAAAGGUGGUCAGGUAGAUUAUGCGGGAUCCGCAACCGAGUUUAAAGUUGACCCGACAGAGCUUCUAGAUGACCCAACAACAGAAGUGACCAAGCCUGGCUCGCAAGCCGAAUCAAGCAGCUCCACCAGUCGUCCACAAUCACCCAAGCCCUCCAAAUCAAUGGAACCCGAGGAUGGAUGUGUUGAAGGUGAUGGUCGGUUGAUCGAGAAAGAGAAAAUCCAAGAAGGAAGAGUCAGUGGCUCAACCUACUUGAGUUAUCUCAAUGCUGCUGGUUGGCUUAAUUGGGCCCUGUUAUGUGGAUUGAUGAUCUGUAGUCGGCUGUCGUCUGUUGCUUCUCAAUGGGCCUUAAAACUCUGGGGAGAAGCCUAUCCUCAUCCACCACUUGAGCUUCUUGCAAUCUAUGAUCCUACAAAAGGUUUCCCAAGACCAGAUGUCAAUGUGAAUCCCUGGAUCCAAUUGUAUCUCAUGAUUGGAUUGACUACUGGAUUUGUCAUCUUGGCCGGCUUGGCCGUUGGGAACUUUGCCGAAUUGAGAGCUUCUCGAAAAUUGUUUUCGGCUAUGUUGGGACGUAUUGUCAAGGCACCCACUCGAUGGUAUGAUGUUACGCCGACUGGAAGGAUUUUGAACAGAUUAGUCUCAGAUAUAGACACUGUGGAUUUUGCUCUACAUGAGACUUCUGUUGGAGCAAUCCGAGGAACAAUCGCUUUUCUCAUUUCCUUCAUCGUUAUUAUCUUGGUCGUCCCCACGUUCACCCCAUUUGCACUGUUCAUCGCCUGGCUGUAUAUUCGAUUGGGCCCUAAUUAUAUCAAAACUUCCAGAGACUUGAGGCGCUUGGAAUCAGUAUCGAGGUCUCCCAUGUUCCAAAAUUUUUCCAAUCUCUUGUUUGGGAUUCAAUCCAUUCGUGCUUAUGCUGCUGAAGAUCGAUAUCAAAAUCUUUUCUUCAGUUCAUGUGAUACUUUUCAAACAAUGGACCAUCAUUAUUGGUUGACAAAUUUUUGGUUAAUGUGGCGAUAUGAUUGUUUAGGAUCAGUCGUCGUCUUCUUGACCACCUCUUUUGCACUCUUGUCUGGAGUUAGCGAAGGAUUUGCAGCAAUCAGUGUGGUACAAGCCGAAAUCUUUGCUCAAGCUACUAGAUCAUUAGUUUCAGUCUUUGCACAAUUAGAAUUAGAUUUUAAUGCUGUUGAACGAAUCACGGAAUAUUUAAAGAUUCCUCAGGAAGCACCAUCCAUCAUCGAUAGCUGCAGACCACCCGCGUAUUGGCCCUCUGAUUCGUCGGGCUUGAUUGUUGAAGACUUGGUCGUCAAAUACGCUGAUCACUUACCGGCGGCUCUUAAAUCAAUCUCAUUUGAAAUUAAACCCAGAGAAAAAGUCGGAAUCAUUGGUCGAACCGGAUCUGGAAAAUCCACAUUGGCAAUGUCCUUGCUGAGGAUUCUUGAAGCCACAGGAGGUAGGAUAAUCCUGGAUGGGAUUGAUAUUAGUCGAAUAGGUUUAGAAGAUUUGAGGACGCGUAUUACAAUUGUCAGUCAGGAUGUGACACUAUUUGAAGGGACUGUCCGAGACAAUCUAGAUCCCUUGCACAUCCACAGCGAUGAGGAAUGUUGGGAAGUGUUGAGAAGCUGUGGUCUCGCUAGUACAACGGCAAUCUUUGGAGCGCAUGAGCCAGUAUCAACGGGAGCAGCACCAGCGGCGAAAGAGGGGGAAGAGAGUGAUAGUAAUCCGGCCAAAGUCCCGGCCCAGCCGGCUAGGAUUGCGCUGAAGUCGCUGGACAUGAAGCUCAGUGAGGGCGGGAAGAGCUUCAGUGUCGGCCAACGACAGAUGUUGGCACUGGCUAGGGCAAUGUUAAGGAGCACAAAAGUCAUAAUUCUUGAUGAAGCAACUGCAUCAAUUGAUUUCGCAACUGAUUUUUUGAUUCAAUCAACUAUUAGAGAGUGUAUGAGUGAUUCAAUGGUGAUAACUAUUGCUCAUCGGUUGUUCACUGUCAUCGACUACGAUAAGCUGAUAAUCUUGGAGGAAGGUCGGAUCGUUGAAUCAGGCUCUCCUAAAGAGUUGAUUCAGGACACUAAUAGUCGGUUCAGGAAGAUGUGUGAAUCUAGUGCUGAUUGGAUCUCUCUCAAGAAUCAGUUACUUUCUUCUUGAGAUACUUUUUUUAUCGUUGUUAAAUGGUCCUUUUUUCCUUAUUAGACAGCCUGCUUCCAUUCAUGUAGUUUCUCAAUCCUUCUCAUUUAUACGCAUAUACGCACCUCUUGCACUUUUUUAAAAAAAAAUCAGUGAUCAGCCUGUAGAAUUUGUUUGGUUUGUUUUAGAAAGUCG